ACAUGGAUUUAGAACAGCUGGUUUUUGGAUCUUUGAGUUGUUGAUCUUGUGGUUUAUUUUCUUAACAUGUGAAUUUUACUUCAAAAUAUCGGAUUUAACUUUUAUUUAUGUUUCGUUAUCGAAGAAGAUUGUCACUUCGAUCAUAAAAGACGGCCUAUUAGAUGAUUUAGAGGAAAACACCUAGUUUCCUAUACAUAAAAGUCGAAACUGGUUUUAUUGCCAAUGGCGGGUACGAUAGUCAAUGGAUCCUCAGGAAAUUACAAUUUUAAAGUUGUUCUUCUCGGUGAGGGGUGCGUCGGGAAGACGUCUGUCGUUUUAAGAUACGUCGAGGACAAAUUUAACGAUAAACAUGUAACAACAUUGCAGGCCACUUUUCUCACCAAGAGAUUGAACAUCGGCGGCAAACGAAUAAAUUUAGCCAUAUGGGAUACUGCAGGUCAAGAAAGAUUUCACGCACUAGGGCCGAUUUAUUACAGGAUGUCUAAUGGAGCGAUAUUAGUGUAUGAUAUUACAGAUGAAGAUUCAUUUCAGAAGGUAAAGAAUUGGGUUAAAGAGCUUAAAAAAAUGUUAGGCAGUGAAAUAUGCUUAACUAUCGCAGGAAACAAAAUAGAUCUUCAAAAAGAUAGAAAUGUACCAAUAGAAACUGCAGAAAAGUAUGCAGAAUCUGUUGGUGCUUCUCAUUUUCACACAUCUGCAAAACAAAACAGUGGGAUAGAGGAAAUGUUCUUAGAAUUAACUCAAAGAAUGAUGGAAAGGGCUCAAGAACAAGAAGUUCAAAAGGCUAGUGAACUGACGAGAACAAACAGUAUGAGGAGGAAUAUUGUGAUCGUCGACGAUGAAGAAGCUCCCCUGGUGCAAAAAUCAUGUUGCAGAUCAUAAAAACUGUUACUUGUGAUAUAUCAUUGUAAAUGUACUUUAUACUAUUAAUGUAAAAUGUGUUAUGGAUUUUAAAUAUUAAUUCUUUAAUUAAUUUAGAUUUAAGAACUUUUUUACAUAUAUAUAUCACAUAUGUAUUUACAAUUGACUGAUUUCUACCAUUGAUUUUAUGGGCAAGUGAAAUAUUUUAAAAAAUGUACAUUUUAGUGUCACACAUUUGUUGCCAAGCUUAAACAGUUAAUUAAAUGAUUUUACCUAGUCUUUAUAUUAUAUUAAUAUUAUAUAAAAUGGUGUCUCAAAAGCCAAAGCUACGGUAAAAAACUGUACUUGAGAAAUGGAUGUACAUAUUAUAUAAUACAAAUAAACUAUUCAAUUUGAA
Messenger RNA from Cimex lectularius (bed bug), 1255 nucleotides. It is a transcript of the gene Rab21, whose product is annotated as ras-related protein Rab-21. The transcript is spliced from 4 exons. Lineage: Eukaryota; Metazoa; Arthropoda; Insecta; Hemiptera; Cimicidae. Gene Ontology annotation, biological process: Rab protein signal transduction. Bases 223 to 879 code for a protein of 218 amino acids. Gene Ontology annotation, molecular function: GTPase activity; GTP binding. The record is from RefSeq and is a predicted model, not a curated record.